Dibothriocephalus latus is the source of this 444-nucleotide messenger RNA. NCBI's taxonomy places the organism in Eukaryota, Metazoa, Platyhelminthes, Cestoda, Diphyllobothriidea, Diphyllobothriidae. The record is from the annotation of a GenBank genome assembly.
AUGACAACCUGUGGCGAUGAAAGUCCAUUGAAUGAGCUAGCCUCCUCUGGCAAUCUAGUCGACAACGUAACCUAUGUUGAUCGGUUCAAUGGUUACGCUCGGGCCGAAGGCAUACUUCACAUCACACUUACUCAUGUUUUCUUCAUUGACCGCUCCGGCCGCUAUGAAGUAUGGAUGCAGACCUCUCUGAUUGGCAGCGUCGAGCGUCUGCCGUUGACAGCGACUGGCGCCCCUCUAGUCAUCCGCGGCAAGGACUUCCGCGUGGCUUGUUUCCUCGUUAGUCGUGACCGUGACUGUCAGGAUGUGUACGAGACCCUCCUUCGGCUGACUCAGACCGCUCAUCUUCGAACUCUUAAAGAGGUUGUCAUAAUGUUGUAUCCAGAGUCCUUCAGACUCGAAUCAAAUCUUCCAGCUGUUAUCCCACAAAUGCUCGGAAGACUUUAA